Messenger RNA from Heterostelium album PN500, 465 nucleotides. RefSeq names its product 8-oxo-dGTP diphosphatase. Bases 1 to 465 code for a protein of 154 amino acids. Gene Ontology annotation, biological process: DNA protection. Gene Ontology annotation, molecular function: 8-oxo-7,8-dihydroguanosine triphosphate pyrophosphatase activity. The transcript is spliced from 2 exons. The record is from RefSeq and is a predicted model, not a curated record. NCBI's taxonomy places the organism in Eukaryota, Evosea, Eumycetozoa, Acytosteliales, Acytosteliaceae.
AUGAGAAAAACAACAUUAUGUUUCUUUAUUGAUAGUGAAAAUCAAAAUAUUCUAUUAGCACUAAAGAAAAGAGGAUUUGGUGCAGGAAAAUUUAAUGGACCUGGAGGAAAAGUAGAAUCUACAGAUUCGUCAAUAGAAAGUGCAGCCAUCAGAGAAUGUAUAGAAGAGGUUGGAUUGAAACCUAAAGAGUCAACAGAAUGUAGUGUUUAUCAAGUAAAUGAAUGGACAGGUGAACUUGUGGAAUCAGAAGAGAUGUCACCUCAAUGGUUCAGUUUAAAUGAACCACUGCCUCUAGAACAGAUGUGGGAAGAUGUUAAAAUAUGGUUUCCUCAUUUUCGUGCACCUAUAGAUAGCUCGGAUGAUCUAUCAAAUCCAUUCGAUUUCACUUUUCAUAUUAAUAUUGAUUAUAUUUUAAAAAGUUAUACAAAUAAUAUAAAUAAUAUAGAGUAUAUGAUAAAUAAAUAA